CCCCCGGCCAGUUUGUGUAAAUUAUGCAACAAGAGGGUUUAUGAAAUGGAGAAGAUCACAGCCGACCAGCUCGUUUUCCAUAAGUCUUGCUUUAAAUGCACUCAUUGUUCUAGGGUUUUAAGCUUAGGAAAUUAUUCAGCCAUAAGGGGCCAGUACUACUGCAAGCCUCAUUUUAUAUCUCUCUUCAAAGUCAAAGGUCAUUAU
Molecule: messenger RNA, 204 nt
Organism: Helobdella robusta
Lineage: Eukaryota; Metazoa; Annelida; Clitellata; Rhynchobdellida; Glossiphoniidae
Exons: 2
Biological process (GO): actin filament bundle assembly
Cellular component (GO): actin cytoskeleton; plasma membrane
Molecular function (GO): actin filament binding
Source: RefSeq, a predicted model, not a curated record